Messenger RNA from Penicillium salamii, 2355 nucleotides. Lineage: Eukaryota; Fungi; Ascomycota; Eurotiomycetes; Eurotiales; Aspergillaceae. The record is from the annotation of a GenBank genome assembly.
AUGGAUUCCAAUACCGCGUUAUCGCAUGCCUCCACCCUCAUCGCCAGAGCGGAUAGCUCAGGUCGUCCGCCCAUUUACAAAGCCGUCGGUAUCUCGUUGGCCGUUGCGUCUGGUAUCUUUAUCGGAAUUUCGUUCGUGAUUAAGAAGAUCGGUCUGCUGAAAGCCAACGUCAAAUAUAAUGAGGAGGCCGGCGAGGGAUAUGGAUAUUUGAAGAACUUCUGGUGGUGGCUGGGCAUGACGCUCAUGAUUGUUGGAGAGAUUUGCAACUUCGUUGCUUAUGCAUUCGUCGAUGCAAUUCUGGUUACACCACUUGGUGCGCUAUCCGUUGUGAUCACGACGAUUCUAUCGGCUAUCUUCCUCAAGGAGAGACUCAGUUUCGUGGGCAAGGUAGGCUGUUUCUGCUGCAUUAUUGGUUCGGUCACUAUUGCCAUGAAUGCUCCUGAGCAGUCGUCUGUCGAGGAUAUCCAGGGUAUGCAGCACUUUGUUAUACAGCCUGGGUUCCUGGUUUACGCUGGGCUGAUUAUUGUGGGGGCUGUAUUUACGGCUCUUUGGGCUGGUCCAAGGUAUGGAAAGACAAGCAUGUUUGUCUAUAUCAGUAUUUGCAGCAUGGUUGGUGGGUUAAGUGUUGUUGCUACUCAGGGAUUGGGAUCUGCGAUUCUGGCGCAGAUCAACGGCGAGGAACAGUUCAAACAUUGGUUCCUAUAUGUCUUGUUUGUGUUCGUUAUUGGAACGCUCUUGACAGAGAUUAUCUAUCUCAACAAAGCGCUCAAUCUUUUCAAUGCUGCCUUGGUCACUCCAACUUACUACGUGAUGUUCACCACUGCUACCAUUAUUACAUCUGCCAUUUUGUUCCAGGGCUUCAAGGGCACAGCAGUGCAGAUCACAACUGUGAUUAUUGGAUUCCUCCAGAUUUGCGCUGGAGUGGUUCUUCUGCAGCUCUCCAAAUCCGCCAAGGAUGUACCGGACGCUGCUGUGUUCAAGGGCGAUUUGGACCAAAUCCGUGAAGUUGCCACCGUCGAGGAACCCGAAUCUGAACCCAAGGCAGACUCGAUUCGUGGAGCUGCCUCCAUCAUCCGUCGCAUUUCGACCGCUCGUCGAACCAUGGAAACAGACGAGGCUCGGCGCUUCUUCCAUGACAAACAUGAAGAUACCCUGAAGCCACCAAGUGAACAUGAGAUUAUCGAAUGGGAUGGCCUGCGCCGGCGCAAGACUGUUAUCGGCGAAGGCCCGACCAUGUCACGUCCAAUCACUCCACGCACACCGUCUGUUCGACAACAACACCCACCAUGGGGAAUGUCUCACUUCCCAGAGGCCGAGGAGGAUGUUCGACCUAACACCACGCAAAGUAAUCAUUCAUUCAUGGAUAGCAUCCGGUCUCGGGCUGCCAGUGUUCUUCAUCCUUCCUGGAAGCCUGUGGAUUCCGAUGACCACAAAAACCCGGACUCAAACACAGAGCCGGUGGGCUUGACGGCACUGCCCCAGCGAGGCAAUACUGAUACUGGAUAUCACGGUGCCGGAGGCCUAGAAGAUAACUUCAAUGGAAAUCCCCAGCGAAGUGACACUCGGCGGUCUGUCUCCUGGAAAGACGAAAAGGCAGACACCCUAAGCCCCGAACCACUGGCAAACACAGCUCGCCGUCAAUUCUCUUUCAACAACGUGGUGAAUCGCAUGAAAUCCGGCAGCGAGUCAUCCGUCAAGCACCCCGGCUCGCCACGAGGUAUUCUCCGCCGCACACACCAAGGCGACUUGCGCCGCAACACCGCCACAGAAGAGGAGUCGCUGGGUCUAGUUCACGGCGACAGUCGCACCUCCCAACCAGAGGAGGAGCCACUCAACGAGAAAAUCGAACGUUGGUCAAGCAGCGAGUCAGAACUCGGCGAGCCUCAACCCUUGUUCACCCGUCCCCAUGGAGCAUCUGUAUCAAGCAUGUCGACUGCCGCAUUCCCCGCAUACGAAGAUAACCAUCACGACUUCGAUUCCAACCCUUACUACGUCAACCAAACACAUGACCAAGAUUGGCAAGCUGGUGGGAGAAAUCGUACGCGCUCGAAUUCCUCCGCUCAUAAUCGUGCCCCUCCCCCUGCUCAAUCGUCAUUUUCUACCCACCGCUAUCCAAACCCCCUCCCGCCUCUUCCUGACAUCACGCCUACUUCCACGCUGGAUCUCAUGCCCACGAUUACAAACUCGGGUAUGAGGAACGUUUCUGAUGAUUCGGGAACGGGCGUUACUUCGUUGUCUGAGGAUACGGAGACACAGGAGUUGCCACCGCCGACAAGACGACAGAGCGGGUGGCGCAGACAUUUAUCGAACGAUAGUCGGGACCAAGAAUACCGGGAGCGAGGUUCCUUCCGAUGA